UUGUUUAAGCAGUAGGGAGUUUCUGCUAGGGUCUGGAUUGGAGUUGUACAGACCGGACCCUACCGUGCAUGAUUGGUGCUGAAGAAAAAACAGGAUUCCCCUUGCCUCAAAGAGUCUACAUGACUAAUAUUUAGUCAUGUUCAGCUUUGUGGAUAUUCGGUUAGGGCUGUUGCUCGCCGCAGCAGUACUUUUGGUGAGAGCGCAAGGAGAGGAGGACGAGAGCACAUUCGGUAGCUGUACGUUGGACGGCCAGUUGUACAACGACAAAGAUGUUUGGAAACCAGAGCCUUGCCAGAUCUGCGUCUGCGACAGCGGAAGCGUCAUGUGCGACGAAGUGAUUUGCGAGGAUACAUCCGACUGCGCCAACCCAGAAAUCCCCGACGGAGAGUGCUGCCCCAUCUGCCCAGAAGACUCAUUCCCCACCGAUGAGCCCGUGGUGGUACCAGUUGGUCCUGGAGAGAAAGGAGACCCCGGCCCUCCAGGAGUUCCUGGUAAUGAUGGUAUUCCCGGUCAGCCUGGACUUCCAGGACCCCCAGGCCCCCCUGGACCUAAUGGCAUUGGUGGAGACUUCCGUACGGCUUCCCAGAUGUCCUAUGGCGGAGACAAGUCUAGCGGCCCCUCUGUCCCUGGUCCAAUGGGCCCAAUGGGUCCUCGCGGACCUCCUGGACCUAGCGGAUCCUCCGGCCCUCAGGGUUUCACCGGACCCCCUGGUGAGCCUGGCGAGCCUGGCGCACCUGGUCCCAUGGGUCCUCGCGGUCCUGGCGGUCCUCCCGGCAAGAACGGAGAUGAUGGUGAGGCUGGCAAGGCUGGUCGCCCCGGUGAGCGUGGUCCCGCUGGUCCUCAGGGUGCUCGUGGUUUCCCAGGAACCCCCGGACUCCCCGGAAUCAAGGGACACAGAGGAUUCCCCGGUCUUGAUGGAGCCAAGGGAGAUGCUGGAAUGGCUGGACCUAAGGGAGAGGCUGGUUCCCCUGGAGACAAUGGAGCUGCUGGUGCCAUGGGACCUCGUGGUAUGCCCGGCGAGAGAGGCCGUCCUGGACCCCCUGGGCCCGCUGGUGCUCGUGGUAAUGAUGGCAAUGGUGGUGCUGGUGGACCCCCUGGACCUACUGGCCCCGCCGGACCCCCAGGAUUCCCUGGAUCUGCUGGAGCUAAGGGAGAGACUGGCCCCGGAGGCAGCCGUGGUUCUGAGGGACCCGCUGGUUCCCGUGGUGAGCCUGGUAACCCCGGACCUGCUGGUGCUGCUGGCCCCGCUGGUAACCCUGGAUCUGAUGGUGCUCCCGGUGCCAAGGGUGCUACUGGUGCCCCUGGUAUUGCUGGUGCCCCUGGCUUCCCUGGACCCCGUGGACCCGCUGGAGGAGCAGGAGCUGGUGGUGCCCCUGGCCCCAAGGGUAACAACGGAGAUGUUGGAGCCCCCGGAGCUAAAGGAGAGGCUGGACCCAAAGGAGAGCCUGGCCCCGCUGGAUCUCAGGGACCCGCUGGCCCCUCUGGUGAGGAGGGAAAGAGAGGCGCUCGCGGUGAGCCCGGUGGUGCCGGACCUGUCGGAGCCCCUGGAGCCCGUGGUGGUCCUGGUGCUCGUGGUUUCCCUGGUGCUGAUGGAACUCCUGGCCCUAAGGGAGGUCCUGGUGAGCGUGGUAACCCCGGUCCUAUGGGAUCCAAGGGAGCAACUGGCGAGCCCGGUCGUCCUGGUGAGCCUGGUAUGCCCGGAUCCAAGGGUAUGACUGGUAGCCCUGGAUCUCCCGGACCCGAUGGCAAAGCUGGCGCCUCUGGAGCCCCAGGACAAGAUGGCCGUGCUGGACCCCCUGGCCCUUCAGGAGCCAGAGGACAGCCUGGUGUGAUGGGAUUCCCUGGCCCCAAGGGACCUGGUGGUGAGGCUGGCAAGGCCGGAGAGAAAGGACCUUCUGGAGCUGUCGGUGCUGUUGGUGCUGCUGGCAAAGAUGGUGAUGUUGGCGCUCCUGGUGCCCCUGGACCCGCUGGACCUGCUGGAGAGAAGGGAGAGCAGGGACCUGCAGGCCCACCUGGAUUCCAGGGUCUGCCUGGACCUCAAGGAUCUACUGGAGAACCUGGCAAGCCCGGAGAGCAGGGUAUGCCCGGUGAGGCUGGACCCAGCGGUCCUUCUGGAGCAAGAGGAGACAGAGGCUUCCCUGGAGAGCGUGGGGCCAAUGGCCCGACUGGACCUGCUGGUGCUCGCGGUGCUCCUGGUAGCCCAGGUGCCGAUGGUGCUAAGGGUGAGGCUGGCGCUGCUGGAGCCCCUGGAAGCCAGGGACCCACAGGAAUGCAGGGAAUGCCCGGAGAGCGUGGUGCUGGCGGUAUGCCCGGACUCAGGGGAGAGAGGGGAGAGCCUGGUGUCAAGGGGCCUGAUGGUGCCGCAGGAAAAGAUGGUCAUCGUGGUCUGACUGGUCCUAUUGGACCUAGUGGACCUUCCGGUGCUCCUGGUGAGAAGGGUGAGGGUGGCCCUGUCGGACCUGCUGGUGUAUCUGGUGGUCGUGGUGCCCCUGGAGAGCGUGGUGAGGGUGGUGCCCCUGGACCUGCUGGAUUCGCUGGACCCCCUGGCAUGGAUGGACAGGCUGGUGCCAAGGGAGAUAAGGGAGACACCGGACCCAAGGGAGAUGCUGGUGCCCCCGGACCCGCUGGACCUCUUGGAGCUCCCGGACCUCAGGGUCCUGCUGGUGCCACUGGAUCCAAGGGAGCUCGUGGUGGUGCUGGACCUCCUGGUGCUACUGGAUUCCCAGGUGCUGCUGGCAGAGUUGGACCUCCCGGCCCCUCCGGCGCAGGUGGACCUCCUGGCCCCACCGGACCUUCAGGAAAAGAGGGACAGAGAGGUGCUCGUGGUGAGAAGGGACCAGCUGGCCGUCCAGGUGAGGUCGGUGCUGCCGGACCCCCAGGACCUUCCGGAGAGAAGGGUUCCCCUGGUAACGAUGGAGCUCCUGGCCCUAUGGGAAUCUCAGGACCUCAGGGUAUCGCCGGAGGCCGUGGUAUCGUUGGUAUGCCUGGACAGAGAGGAGAGAGAGGAUUCCCUGGUCUCCCCGGCCCAGGAGGUGAGCCUGGCAAGCAGGGAUCUGGUGGCCCCGUUGGAGAGAGAGGACCCCCAGGACCUCUUGGUCCCCCUGGACUGACUGGUCCCCCUGGUGAAGCCGGCCGUGACGGAUCUCAAGGUCAUGAUGGUGCCCCUGGUCGUGAUGGACCUGCUGGUUCCAAGGGAGACCGUGGUGAGACUGGUAACGCUGGCGCCCCCGGCGGUCCUGGUGCUCCCGGACCCCCCGGCUCCGUCGGCCCCUCUGGAAAGACUGGCGAUCGCGGAGAGGCUGGUCCUGCUGGUAAUGUUGGUCCUGCUGGACCUUCUGGUCCCCGUGGAGCAUCUGGCCCAGCUGGUGCCAGAGGCGAUAAGGGUGAGGCCGGCGAGGCUGGAGACAGAGGCAUGAAGGGACACAGAGGAUUCAGCGGAAUGGCUGGACUUCCUGGACCUCCCGGUCCUCCUGGAGAGCAAGGACCUGCUGGAGCCACUGGCCCUGGUGGACCCAGAGGACCCCAUGGAAGCAAUGGUAGCCCAGGAAAGGAUGGCAUGAACGGUCUGCCCGGACCCGUUGGACCCCCAGGACCUCGCGGUCGCAAUGGAGAGAUGGGACCCGCUGGUCCACCUGGACCUCCCGGACCCCCAGGACCCGCUGGCGCUCCCGGCGCUGGCAUGGACUUCUUCCCUCAGCCCCAGCAGGAGAAGGGCCCUGACCCCAUGAGAGGAGGCUACAGAGCCGAUGACGCCAGCGUGGUGCGCGACCGUGACCAGGACGUUGACACCACCCUCAAGAGCCUGAGCCAGAAGAUCGAGAACAUCCGCAGCCCCGAGGGUACCCAGAAGAGCCCUGCCCGCAUGUGCCGCGACCUCAGGAUGUGCCACCCCGAGUGGAAGAGCGGCUUCUACUACGUCGACCCCAACCAGGGCUCUCCUCUUGAUGCCGUCAAGGUCUUCUGCAACAUGGAGACUGGAGAGACCUGCGUCUCCCCAUCCCAGGCCAGCGUUCCUCAGAAGAACUGGUACACCAGCAAGAACAAGGACAAGAAGCACGUCUGGUUCAGCGAGUCCAUGACCGAGGGCUUCCAGUUCCAGUAUGGCACCGAUGGAUCUGAUCCAGAGGAUGUCAACAUCCAGCUGACCUUCAUGCGCUUGAUGUCCAACGAGGCAUCCCAGAACCUCACCUACCACUGCAAGAACAGCAUCGCCUACAUGGACCAGGCCUCUGGCAACCUGAAGAAGGCUCUGCUGCUGCAGGGAUCCAACGACAUCGAGAUCAGAGCCGAGGGCAACAGCCGCUUCACCUACAGCGUCAGCGAGGAUGGCUGCACGUCACACACUGGCACAUGGGGCAAGACAGUCAUCGACUACAGAACAACGAAAACAUCUCGCCUGCCUAUCAUUGACAUCGCUCCUAUGGACGUUGGUGCUCCAGAUCAGGAAUUCGGUGUGGAAGUUGGCCCAGUAUGCUUCUUGUAAAAAGAGAAAUCUGGACAUGAAAACAUUGUUUUUUUAGCAGUCAUCUCUAAAUCUUCCUCUAUGCAUUAAAAAAAAAUCGGUCCACCUGCUUAACACUACAUUCCCGAAGACAGUGUUUCAACCUUGACAAACGUUCUUUUUUUUUUUUGGCUUUUUGGUUUUGGAUUUUUUCGAGGACCACUACAACAUCCAGUACAGACACCAAGGACACUCAGAACUUUUUUUUGUUUCAGCUGACAACAAGAAAAUAAUAUAUACUUGUGUAAAGUGUAACACCCCCUGGAGUACCAAAAGAGUGAAAAGCAACAUCAACAACAAACAAAAAAAAUGAAAUACUGGUGACUUUUUUUUACCACUGCGGAAGGACAAUGAAAAACAAGCAAAUGCUUUGUACCAUUUUCUGGUGAUAAAUAAAUUUCAAAAAACGACCGCUGAGUGUUUUUCUGUUGUACCUACAAGGGGACAAACAUCAGAACCAGAAAAAAAAUCAUUGUUCUUUGUCAAAAAAUAAGUUGCACAGGUAUUUUAGAGAAAAGGGAAGAGUUAAUUGUUUUGCUACCUCAGAAAAGGAGACCUGACAACACAUGACCUUUAAGAACUUUGUCACACAUCCUCAAGGGCAGGUUUACGCUCUGUCACAAGUUAUAUCUAAAGAAAAAAAAACAUCAAAAAAGGGCUACAGCUACAAAAGGUGCUACUUCCUUUUAGGUCACUGUGGUGCGGUGUAACUCUUUUAGCUAGUUUGUGUACACCGACCAAACCACUUGGUGCUAAAUGUUGAUCGAAUGUUUUGCUUGUCAUUGAGUGUGACUAUUUUCUUUUCUUUUUCAAACAAUCCUUUGAGUGUCAAUGUUAACCAAAAAAAAAAAACUGAGCAGGAAGAGGUUGCUGUGGACGUGAAGCAUGUUUUCGUGUCUAAUGCAGACUAAGCAAGUGGACUGGUUUGUCUCCUCCUUCAGUGUCCAAUCCCCCAUCCCCCCAAAUGUUCUAUGUCCAAUUCUCCUGGUGUCUGUUUCUGUCCCACCUCCCCCUCACACUCCUAAAUGGUUGCUAUUUUUCACCAAAUCAUCCUCCCCUGUAUGUUUGUUUUUGUUUAUGUUUUCUAUUGUUUGUUUAAUUUGUAUUUUUUUAGAGAAAGUCUUUUUUUUAACUGAAAUGAGGCAGAAAUUCAAACAACAGACAACAACAAUGCACAAGUAUAUCAGAGGAACAGACACCGAUGUGAUGUCUCCCAGAGGAUUUGUACUUAUUUUGUACAUGUAUAUUAAUUCAAGAUGUUUUUAAUUAUUUUGGAUGCUGAAAUAAAGCAUGUCGAGUGGUAAAACUGA
Alosa alosa (allis shad) is the source of this 5811-nucleotide messenger RNA. RefSeq names its product collagen, type I, alpha 1b (gene col1a1b). Gene Ontology annotation, molecular function: protein binding; extracellular matrix structural constituent. The transcript is spliced from 51 exons. Bases 137 to 4483 code for a protein of 1448 amino acids. The record is from RefSeq and is a predicted model, not a curated record. NCBI's taxonomy places the organism in Eukaryota, Metazoa, Chordata, Actinopteri, Clupeiformes, Clupeidae.